AAAUAUAUAAAUUCAGGAUAUAGAUUUUAAAUGUAUGAAUUUAUCUAUAAUGAGUAAGCCAGAGGCGGCGGUGGCGAGGAAAUACUCCCUGAGACGAUAUGAGGAAGAAACCUUGAGGGGAACCUGUCCUCAUCUGGGUGACACUGGAUAGUGCGAUUAUAAAUAAAUAAAUCCCUUCUUUAACUGUGUACUACAUGUUCAAAUAACGCAAUUAUGUAACCAGGAACUUCAUUAUAGUUUUCUUCAUGAGGUUUAUUCGGUUGAAGUUACCAAUUGUUCAUGGUAAUUUCAGUCCUAAAGCUAUCAUAGCAAAACUGUUCAUAUCAGUUGCAGUCCAAAGCCAUCUUCCUGCUUUUUAAAUAGUACCAUGCUCAGUAAUCUUGUUGAUCUUUAGGCUGUCUCUGUGGGGCCAUCCUCAGCAACAGCGAGUAGCUUGUUUGGAGGUCACAUGCAGAGGAAAGAUGGAGAAGAUUGUGUUGCUGCAUUAGUGGUGUAUUACUUACUUCCUAUUGCCUCCUAACCUGUAUGCUGUGGAUAUCGGGUACCUGCUAGAGUAAUCGUUCAGAUGUACUCUUCACUAACCUAUUGCAGUGUGCGGAUAUAUGAACCCUGAAUGGUUUCCAUGAAAUGAUGUACACUGAAUAUUCUAUUUCAGGAAGCCUACAAAAGGGCAGUUUUUUUACACUACAUCUUUGUAACCAGGGUGGCAUGGUAUUACAGAGGUAGUGGUGCUGCCUCACAUGUUCUCCCCGUGUGUGUGUGUAUGCAUGCAUGGUGCCUCAAAAUGGGUUGGCAAAGGACAGGCUGUAUCCCCACCACAUGCCCAGUGUCCCCAUGAUAGACCCCGCCUCCACCGCAAUCCUGACCAGUAUGAAGUGGUUACUUAAGGUGAAUGAAUGAAUCUUUGCAAGCCAAGUGUUUCAAAAGACUACCAAAUCAGGCUAAUAACUAAUAGAUGUCUUUAACUCUUAAAUCUCAACAAUGUGGGGAAAUGGUGGCUUAGUGGUUAGCAAGUUUGCCUCACACCUCCAGGGUUAGGGGUUCAAUUCCCUCCUCACCCUGUGUGCGUGAAGUUUACACAUUCUCUGGUGCUUUGGGGGCUUCCUCUGGGUACUCUGGUUUCCUCCCUCAGCCAAAGACGUGUUGCAGGCUAAUUGGCAUGUCCAAAUUUGUCUGUAGUGUGUGAAUGGGUGUAUGAUUGUGCCCUGCGAUGGGUUGGCAUGCCAUCCAGGGGUCCCCCGCCUUGUACCCCAAGUUCCCUGGGAUAGGCUCCAGGCUCCCUGUGACCCUGUGUUGGAUAGGUGUGAUAGAAAAUGGAUGUAUUUAAACAUUGCUGUAUAAUAAUUUCUUGCAGACUAUCCAAAACUAGAUGAAUUUCUAUGCAAUGUGGAAGCUUUUGUGCUGUAUCUAACUUUAGAACCACAACUUUCACAAGAGCCUCAAGAUUUCAUAGAGAUAGUAAAAAUUGUGACCCUGUAGGAUAAGUGGUAUAGAAGAUGGAUGGAUGGAUUUGUAUGAAUAACCUGGAAUAUAUCUAGAACAUCAUAAACAUCAUCCAUCCAUCCAUCCAUCUUCUAUACCGCUUAUCCUUCCUUCAGGGUCACGGGAAAACCUGGAGCCUAUCCCAGGGGGCAUGGGGCACAAGGCGGGGUACACCCUGGACAGGGUGCCAAUACAUCGUAAACAAAACAAUACAAAAAAAAUGGAUUAAGCCAUGGCCUUUGCAAAAGUCUAAGUCGCUUAAAACCUCCUUGGAAAACCGAGUUCAGGACCGAAAUGCAUGUUUUCAUUUUAUAGUCUACACAUUAUACAGGCCACCUAAGGUCCCGGAGAUGGAGAUUUGUGAACACCUAAUUGUUAGAGGGGUAUUAUUGAAAAAAAGGACUAAUCUUACCUAAUGCACCUUUAAAGGACCUUUGAAGUGCCUUAUUUGAUGUGACAUAAUUUCCACUGAAACAGGAAGUCAGGGUGGUACAUAUCGAGUGGCUUUCCCCCCUUUUUAAAUAGCUAAUAGUGGUUAGUGUACCUCACAGCCAGGAAACCUACAACUGAGCAUUUGAUUGGGCAGAAAAUCUGAUGGAGAGGCUGAAGUGCAGAAUGAUGUCAUCAAAAUUGUUACUCUGUAUCGUUGGUAUAGAGAGACUGUAAAUUUUGAAUGCAUAUAUCUUCUAAAUGUAAAAUUUGUCAUUGUUUUAGAGCACACUAGCUUAUAGAUAACCUUAUGGCUAACAUUCAUAUUAAAGCCACAAAACUUCAAUUUUGAUUUCAUGGGGUACUUUAAAAAAUGUACACACAUUAUUUAGGCUUUUAUUUUGAAAAUGUAACGGAACUUGUUUACGUUGGCGACCUUCACACACCAGCCUUCCGUUAACAGCUACAUCAUGUGCAACAGGAGAAAGGAUUUGUAGGUUCACUUGCUGAUUCCAAACAUGGGCAGCUUCACUCUGGUGCAGAUGUGCAUCAGGAAAGUGGCUCAGCAUAUGGAUGUGCUGGAGAGUCAAGCUGGGGAUUUGCCAGCCUCACUUCUGAAAGAAUUGAUGCCUCACCUGAACAUGUACUACCUGGACAGGAUUGAAAAAGCUGCUCAUCUAAAAGGUGUUUCAUGUUCAUCUGCUUGGGCAGCAAAAUGGAGGGAUCUGAAUCGCACUUGGCGCUGGAAGUUAAAGUUUUUGCAGCCGGAGAAGGAGGACUGGAAGCAGAUGUGCUUGGAGAGCUAUUUUCACACGGUGCUGUUCAGAAGGUCGCAAGCACAAAGCUCUGCAUUUGACACAAAAGAUGGUGCGGUACUCUCAGUGUCAGCCAAGUACGUGCGGGUUCUCUCUCUCUUCACGGUGCAGGAUGUGUGCAGAUUAGCUUCAGAGGAACUGCGGCUCAUCCUGUCCACUCUGGAGAAGGAAGUGAGGACACUCAGGUUGCUUGACGCCAAAGUCUUACUAAGACACAUAAAGUCAGACGUCCUCUUUGUUCUGCAUCGUCUUCUCGACCAUGGCUCAGUUAAAAAGCUAGUUCUGAAGAGGACUCCAGAUUUGUACGUCUUCAGAUGGAUUAUGUCCAGAUGUAAGGGCUCUAGCUGGAUUGAUGAGGGUCCUGCAGCAUCCAAACGUCCUCGGCUGCAUCUGCUCACAGAUGAGACGGUAUACAACAAGUUCUGUCCCUCAUGUAGUGCUAAUGGGACCUGUCCCGAGGGACAGAUUCAUUCAGUGGACCUGGAGGUUUGUUCAUUGACUGCAGUGUCUUGCCUCCUGCCUUCCUGGCUGGAUCUCCACUCGCUUCACCUGUCCACUACCCAGCUUGUUUGUGAGAAGGAGGUGGUCGACUUGGUGGAAUCUCUCAGAAAGCUUUUCCUGAACCCACACUGUUCCCUCAAAAACCUGAGCCUUGGUAACUUGUGUGUUCAGGGUCAUUUAGCCAGCUUGCUGAUUUCCUGCCCCACACUGCAGACCCUCUCACUGGAAAUCAGCCUGCGGUGGGACUGCAGCACCACAUCCAGCGUACAGUUCACACCAAACAUGUCGCUCUCUCUUGAGAAACUCACCUUGAAGGCAGUUGAGAACCAGACAACUGUAGAGUGUUUACCAGCUGUGCUUCAACAUGCUCCGAAUCUCCGCAGCCUUCACGUCACAGGAAUACGGCACGCUUCUUCACUACUACACACACUGCCAGGGUCCAAUCCAUUCCUGAAGGUACUAAUGUUGGAAGACAUAAACCUGGCAGACUGUCACCAUGAGAUUAUUCAUCUACUAGAGAACUCCAUUUUGGAAGAGCUCUCCUUGAAAGACUGUAGGCUGCUAGAGAAGUGCACAGAGAAGAAAGACUUCCUGGUACCAUUUGUAGCAUCUGCCAAGGAACUUUCUUCCCUUCGCUCUCUGUCUCUAUCUCAGAACCGUCUCGCUUCAAGCGUCAUUGAUGUUGCAGAUCUGUUUUUAGGAGAACAUCCUGGCAACAUAACCAAAUUGGACCUCAGCUCAAACUUCAUCCUUCCUGCUGACCUGCUGGAGUUCAGCCAAAGGAUUGACGCGUACCAUCCCCUUCACCGAUUCACACUGGACCUGCGCUUUAACCCACUUAAUCGUGACCCUGAGGUCAAAGGUCAAGCCCUGCGGAUGCUCCUUCCAUUCUGUGAAGUUCUGACUGAUGAAUGGGACUUCAGAUCGACCAUGGUAGAUCACGUUAGUGUGAUGUGAAGAGACAUUUAAUGCUAGAAACACACAGUACUGGGAGUAGAAGUGUUAAAAAAUGGCAUCCAUGAAAAAUUUAUUCUGUUGCUUACACCACUGCUGUGCCCCAAACAAACUGAUGCUUUGUAUGAUUUGCUUUCUCAUAUCUAAAAAACACAAUGUAAAAAUUCGAUUUAACUUUCCAAAACCUGUGGCUUGAUGAUCUUGAGUCUGAGGGUUUCAGAUUUGAUUUCUGACCAUAUACCAAAAUUUGCUAAAUUGAAUUUAAAAUGUUCCAUGUAAAUAUUUUUGUGUGUAUUAUUUUUGGAGUAAAACCAUUGUUUCUACUGUGCAGUA
Messenger RNA from Ictalurus punctatus (channel catfish), 4514 nucleotides. It is a transcript of the gene lrrc41, whose product is annotated as leucine rich repeat containing 41. The transcript is spliced from 11 exons. Lineage: Eukaryota; Metazoa; Chordata; Actinopteri; Siluriformes; Ictaluridae. The coding region runs from base 2430 to 4184 and encodes 584 amino acids. The record is from RefSeq and is a predicted model, not a curated record.